Molecule: messenger RNA, 1518 nt
Organism: Danaus chrysippus (African queen)
Lineage: Eukaryota; Metazoa; Arthropoda; Insecta; Lepidoptera; Nymphalidae
Source: the annotation of a GenBank genome assembly
AUGGUGGGCACGGGGAUGGCGGGCCCGUUCCCUGCGGCGGCGGCGGCUGCGGCUGCGGCGGCUCAGUUCGCCGCUAACGGAGACCUCUCCGCCGUCAAGGCCGACAACGGAGCCGCCGCCUCGCAACAGGCCUCCCUCGUCAAGAGCGAAGGACCCCCCGCACAGGCGCCCCUACCGCCGACCAACUUCUCACCUCAACCGACACAGCAACACACCCAGAACUCGAUAGAAAACCAAAAUCAGAAUUCACUAUCGGUCCGUCAGCAAAGCGAAGCGGAGUCGAACGAGGAGAGCACGCCGGUGAGUGUGGCGGCGGCGGCGGCGGCGGCGCACGCGGCGGCCGCGGCGGUCAGCGCGGCGGUGGCGGCGGGUGCGACGCCCGCGACCGCCGACAAGAGCCUCGUACCCGUCACGGCCUCACAGCCCAAGCGACUGCACGUCUCCAACAUCCCCUUCAGAUUCAGAGACCCGGACCUCAGGAACAUGUUCGGGGGAUUCGGUUUUGUAACAUUCGCAAAUAGUGGUGAUGCGGAGCGAGCACGAGAGCGUCUUCACGGCACCGUGGUUGAGGGCAGAAAGAUAGAGGUGUGCAUGAUCAAUGAAUACCAUCGUAGCACUGUAACUUUAACAUACGCAACCUGCGCCCGUCUGCUCUGUAACGGUCAUUUAAUAUGCCGAUCGAUUGAGAGUCUCACAGUGAAUGUAGAACGGUCCCUACCAUCUCGAUGGCGCUCAGGGCUGCGGGUGUCCGGCGUUACGUGGCCUUGGCUGAGCGCGGCGCCGGCCGCAGCGCCCGCGCCGCCGCUGGUGCUCGCGCCGCGGGCCGCCCAGCGUCGAAGGUACCCCCUCCCCCCGCCCCCCGCGCUGUCACUCACCCCCCGCACCCCCAGCCGCACACCCCCGCCCGCACCCCGCAUGCCAGUAGUCCGUGUGUGUGUUGCAUGUAGCUCCUGCUCUGCGCGGCGCCGCCGUCCUCCGCGGCCGCUCCCCGCGCCCCCCCUCCGCGCCGGCCGCUCACCCUCACCCCCUCGCACCCGCGGUGAUGCCACGCGCCAACCCAUUCGCCUCGCCGUUGCACGCAUACGCACAGUGAGUACUCACAGCUCGCACAGCACAGCAUCCCUCCCCCACAUCCCUCCUAGAAGCACCCUUCUGAAAACAUAUAGUCCACUUGUGUAUUACGACCCGUUCUUAGCUGCAGCGGCGACUGCUGACUCCAACUACAGGCUACAGGCGGCGGCGGCGGCGGCUGCAGCGGCAGCAGCACCCUUGCUGAAGUCACCGCUGACGACGGCGCAGCAUGCGGCAGCGGCGGCAGCAGCAGCAGCGAACUACGGGGCGGCGGCACGAGCAGCGGCAGCGGCAGUCAGCGCAGCGCCCGCACCAGCCGCGCUAGCGCCGCUUGCCACCUACGGCCGAGAGUAUGCGGAUCCGUAUCUAGGACACAGCAUCGGUCCGGUUACAGGAUACGGGACCGCGGUCUACAGAAGCGGAUACAACAGAUUCGCUCCGUACUAA